CGUUUGGUCUCAUGUUGUGUAGGUGUCUGUGCCUUGAUCUGUGCACAAGCAUGUUUUGCUGUAGUACACAGAAAUCACAUUAAUGUGAUAUAUCAAAGAACAAAUCCACAGGAGUCUCUAAGGAUUCGAACAAUACGAAAGUAUUGCAACUCCAGGUAGCAAUUCUUUUGACCAUGUCGUGGUGCAGUUGACUAGAGCGCGUCUGGGAACACCCACCACAUAGGUUCGAACCCUCAUCAAGGCUCCUGUGGUAUUUUUCUUGUUUUCCUUGUAGUACUGUCUCGCUCUGUGGAGAAUGGACCAGCCACUUGGGCUGGACGGUAGUGCGCCGGUCUCGCUUCGUGCAAGUCGGCAUUCUGUCUCCAACCGUCCAAGUGAUUGAGCACCAUUCCUUCUCCCCAUUCAAUCCUAAAUCCUUAUCCCGUCCAAGUGCAAUAUAGUUAUAAUGGCAUGGUACUUUUUGCUGAUAGUUCCCUUCCCUUCCCUUUCGUGGAGGGUGAGUAUCUGUUCCUGUUGCAUUGUGCGAUGCCUUUAGAAAAAGAGUAUCUGUUUUUGUAUUGUAUCUUACUGUUGAGGACAAGUAUCUGUUUUUUGUGUAUUGUUACAUGCUCUGUAGAGAAUGAAUGCAGUUCCUGUUGCAUUGAGCCUCUCUCUGUGGAAGGCAAGUAUCUGUUCUUUAAUGUCACUGUGUGGAGGAUGAGGAUCUGUUUCUCGUGUAUUUGUAAUGGGCUGCAAAGGCUGGGCUCUCCCAUUCUUCCUUGGUUCUCUUCUUCCCCUCCCUGGUUCCUCCCCCCCUGUCAUCCUAUUCUGCACGCUGUCCCAACCACCUCAAUUCCACAGGAUAUAGAAGAUAUAUUUGGUGUGUGAAGGUUGCUUAAGAGGUCUUCCCCCCCCCCCCCCCCUCUCUAUGUGCUGUGGUCAGGAUAGGCCAUGACCUGUACUUCUUGGCCUUUUGCCUGGCCUCCUCCUUUCUACCUCCACACUGACCUUUAGGCCUCCCAUCUCGUGAGGCCCGUCUCCUUUUCCUGCUCUCCCCUCCAGUCCUAUACCUCCAAGCUGGCCUCCUAUUUUCCUAUAGGCUGCCUUUCCAGCUGGGCUCUUCCCCCCAUCAGUGGUUUACGACAUCAGUUGACAGUCGACAAAUAAUGUACAAGGACCAUAGAAUCUAGGCACUGGGUUUUUUCCUGUGGGAACUUACUCGUUGUUUUUUGGCCACACCCCAGUAAUUUGACCUGGGUUCUGCUUUAGUGUGCCAAGGGGGUGGAGUCUCGUAUCAAGUUCUGUGUAGAAUUUUAGGAGAAUUUUUAGUAUGGUCUAAACUCUGUGCUGGAUUAGACUGGAAAGGGACUUUGGAUUUGCCAUCUUGCCAAGAGAUAAAGAAUACUUUGAAGAUGUCACUGGUGUUUGAUCUCUGCAGUGAGGUUGAAAGACGGAGGCUUAGACGGUGACUGCGCAUCGGGUUGAAGGAAUGAGUUAGUGAGUGUUGGAGGCAUGGCUGAUCCAAUGUUCGUAGCCCAGCGAAGUAACAACCAGCUGGCUCUCAACAUUAGCGAUGUCAUUGAUAUUAUUGGACAAGAUGCCCCUGAGUACGCAGCUUCUGACAUGUCUGUGUAUGGAGGCGUACAGAUGGGUGGCGGGGGUGCACAGAGUGAAGCUAAUUAUUCUACACUAACGGCUGUGUCCAGAGCUGAUCCGGAACUAGAAAGCAAGCGCAAAGCUUAUGUCCGAAUUUUGGAGCAGCCACAAGCAAAAGCGUUACGAUUUAGAUAUAUCUGUGAGGGACGGUCUGCUGGCUCCAUACCUGGUGUCAGAAGCACCGCUGAAAACAAGACUUACCCAGCUAUUCAGGUGAUGGGAUAUAAAGGGCCUGCAGUGGUUGUUGUUUCGUGCGUAACUGUGGAUCCGCCCUAUCGUGCGCACCCCCACAAUCUCGUCGGAAAGGAGGGUUGUAAAAAAGGUGUAUGUACAAUGACCAUCAACAAUGAUUCUAUGCAAUGUGUCUUCAGCAAUCUUGGUAUUCAGUGUGUCAAGAAACGUGACGUGGAAGACGCCCUGAAGCUAAGAGAGGAAAUACGGGUUGAUCCCUUUCAAACUGGAUUUUCCCAUAGGAAUCAGCCCCAAAGCAUCGACCUUAAUGCACUAAGGCUGUGUUUCCAAGUGUUUCUUGAAGGACCCGACAAGGGAAAGUUCACAUUUCCUCUGAAACCAGUAGUAUCGGAUGCAAUAUAUGAUAAAAAAGCCACAUCAGAUCUCAUAAUUUGCAAGCUGAGUGACUGUACAAGUAGUGUGGCUGGAGGGAAGGAGAUAAUUCUUCUCUGCGACAAGGUCACAAAAGAAGACAUCCUCGUUCGCUUCUAUGAGGUCAAGGACGGGAUGAUAGAAUGGGAAUCGUAUGGUGAUUUCCAGGCUUCUGAUGUUCAUAAACAAGUGGCGAUAUCAUUCAAGACGCCUAGAUAUAAGUCUCUGGAGAUUGAGAACCCAGUCAAAGUAUACGUGCAGCUGCUGCGACCGUCGGACAAGAGCACCAGUGAACCACGACCGUUCCAGUACCUGCCUCUUGAUUCAGAUCCGCAGUACCUUAAACGAAAAAUGGCUAAACUUGGCAACAGUGCAAACACAGAGAAGAUUGGUAGAUUCAUCGCAGAAAACAUGGGAGGUGCAGUAUAUGGAGAGAGGGGUAUACUGGCUUCCAGCCAGAGUUCCGGUGCUGUACCUCGACCCAUUAGAGUUGCCUCGCGUCCCUCGAGACUCUCGGAUAAGAUCAAGAUGGAGCCACCAGACAUGGUGGGAUCACCUGUAUCCUCUGAAGGUCAAGUGUCCCCCGUGCCUGGAGGAAUGAUGGGAGGCCACAUGGUGAAGCCACCGGUGUCUCCCCAGCACUAUGGUGGGGGAACAAUGUACACAGUAUCACCUCCAGCCCCCAGUCCGGGCGGACAGGGAGUCUACUAUACCCAGCAGUCUCCAGUGCAUGGUGGCAAUCUUGGAGUACAUAUUGGACCUCCUUCUGGUCCCACUGUAACAAGAGUUCCUUCUCCACACCACCAGUACUAUCUUAGCCCUGGUGCUCCUUCGCCAUAUUCUCCAGAUGGUUCACUUGGUCCUGUUGGAGUGAGCUGUGGUUACAAUGCUGGUAUGGCAAGCCAACAAGGACCACCCAUCUCCCAGCUUUUGGAUUUGGAUUCUCAGAAGUGCAUUGAUCAGAAUCCAAUUGAAUUGGAUAUAAAUAAUAUCAACUCUGCAGAGUUACGGUCUCUGCUGCCUAGUGAGAAUGAUUUUAAUGCAUCGAUGGUGGAUGCACAUCUAUCUGAGAAUCUCUCGUCCAAUCUCAACAUUAUCGAUCAUCCUCUACCACCCAACAAGCUAAGCAGUAAAACUAGUUUGAAUUUAGGUGCAUCUGGUCCCUACAUGAUGAACAUUCCUCCACCACUUAAACAAGAGACUGGUGGCCCAUCUGGCUCUGAUAGCUUAAAUAACCUCAAAAGUGAAAUUGAACUUCUCAAUCAGCUCUCUUCAGCACACUGAUAUUAUGUUUACAACUUUUUUAUUUUUGUAUAUGAUUGAUACCUUAAAAAGGUUUCAAUUAAAUUCCUAUGCCAGAGACAUUACACAAAAUAGUUAUUUAGCAUUGUGUAGAAAUAAUUUGCUACCUAAGAUUUUUACUUAAAUAUGUGAAUUUGUCUUAAUGCAAGGGUCCAAGAUUAUGUACUUUGGCAGUGGCAUGUUGACACUUUGUUGACAUCAUAGUGGCCAUGAUAUCAGCAGUCACCAUGCUGGGAUGUUAGGCAUUACAUCAAAGAUAUACAGUACAGUGCAUAAAAAGAAUGAGAAGAGAGUAACGGUGUUAAACUGCAUGAGAAGAGAUGCGAGUUUGUCCGGCUGCUGUUGCACACAAGAGAGGUGAAAGUUGCAGUUUAUGGUAUUCACGGUACAUUUGUUGAAGCAGAUGUUUGAAUCAAACUGUAGUGUAUUUCUAGAAUGUGUGUGAAGAUUACCAACUGCUUUAACCUAAACUCGGCAGCAGUCAGCCAGUGUUUGACUAAAGAGGUCACUCCAAACAUAUCAUUUGCUACUAUUUUCCAGUUGCAAUAAGGCUUAAAUUUGUUCAUAUUUUUUAAUUCACACAAGGAUAUUCUUUGGUACAAAAUCUAUUUUAAAAAUGAGCUCAAAUACUGUCUAAUUUGCACAGAAUCAAGUGGGCUAUGCUUUGGUGCGCAACGUUGACUUUACAUAUAGACGUAGAAAUUGUAAAAUUAAUAUUUUGUAUAUAAUUAUCAGGAAAUAAGUCUAACUUAAUUCCUGGUUUGCAUUAUCUGAUAUUAGAGAGAGUAGAACCUUGUACUCGAGGUAUUGUGCGUGUCACAAUGUGUGUACUCAAUGUUGAGUAGGACGUUCUUCCGCUGUAGCCUGCAUCAGGUGAGAUUUCUUUUGCAGUCUUACAGUUGAUAUUUUAUUUUUGGGUUGCAUGAUUGUCAUUAUUUGUGUUUACAUUUA
Molecule: messenger RNA, 4491 nt
Organism: Procambarus clarkii (red swamp crayfish)
Lineage: Eukaryota; Metazoa; Arthropoda; Malacostraca; Decapoda; Cambaridae
Product: embryonic polarity protein dorsal
Biological process (GO): innate immune response; inflammatory response; cellular response to stress
Cellular component (GO): cytoplasm
Molecular function (GO): RNA polymerase II cis-regulatory region sequence-specific DNA binding; DNA-binding transcription factor activity, RNA polymerase II-specific
Source: RefSeq, a predicted model, not a curated record